Manihot esculenta (cassava) is the source of this 1033-nucleotide messenger RNA. RefSeq names its product probable enoyl-CoA hydratase 1, peroxisomal. The transcript is spliced from 3 exons. Bases 100 to 897 code for a protein of 265 amino acids. NCBI's taxonomy places the organism in Eukaryota, Viridiplantae, Streptophyta, Magnoliopsida, Malpighiales, Euphorbiaceae. Gene Ontology annotation, cellular component: peroxisome. The record is from RefSeq and is a predicted model, not a curated record.
UUGCACGCAAUCCAAUGCGCUCACCCCUCCAUAAAACCAAACAGCGAGCCGUUCCUUUCAGCUUCACUUCUCAGUUCUAACAACCCGAAUAGAGAAACGAUGGAUCAAUCCAAACCCGAAAGCCUCAUUCUCGUUUCCCGCGAUCCAAACGGCAUCGCAACCGUCACAAUCAAUCGUCCUAAAUCCCUCAACUCUUUGACCAGGGCCAUGAUGACACGUUUGGCUAAGGAGAUCAAGGCCUUGGGUCUUGAUGAUUCCGUUCAUGUCAUCAUUCUCUGCGGAACUGGUCGGGCUUUCUGCUCUGGCGUCGACCUCACCGCGGCUGAAGACGUUUUUAAAGGGGAUGUUAAGGAUGUGGAGUCCGACCCUGUUGCGCAAUUGGAGAGAUGCAAAAAACCCGUUAUUGGUGCGAUAAAUGGAUUUGCGGUGACUGCUGGCUUUGAAAUCGCGCUCGCUUGCGAUAUUCUGGUUGCUGCUAAAGGAGCCAAGUUUAUGGAUACUCAUGCUAGAUUUGGUAUAUUUCCUUCGUGGGGUCUUUCACAGAAGCUUCCACGCAUUAUAGGACCUGGCAGGGCUCGUGAAGCUUCAUUAACUGCCAUGCCCAUAACAGCAGAGCAGGCUGAGAAAUGGGGCUUGGUUAACUAUGUUGUUGAAGAGAGUGAACUAUUAAAGAAAGCUCGAUCAAUUGCAGAGGCCAUGAUAAAAAAUAAUCAAGAUUUGGUAUUGAGAUACAAAUCUGUCAUAAAUGAUGGCCUGAAGCUGGACUUAGGUCAUGCUCUUUCUUUAGAGAAGGAGAGGGCAUACGAGUAUUACAAUGGAAUGACCAAAGAACAGUUCAAGAAGAUGCAAGAGUUCAUAGCUGGUCGGAAUGCAAAGAAACCUCCUUCCAAGUUGUAGAUUAUAGAUUAGUAUUACUUGAUGGUUUUUUGGUGGAAAUAAACAAUAAACAUGUAUGUUAUCCCUGAUUAGUAGGAAAAAUGAAAUGAAUAUUUAAUUGCUCGGUUUAAAUUCAUAUAAAUAAUUUUUUAAUUCA